Messenger RNA from Camponotus floridanus (Florida carpenter ant), 610 nucleotides. RefSeq names its product 28S ribosomal protein S14, mitochondrial (gene mRpS14). Bases 131 to 523 code for a protein of 130 amino acids. Gene Ontology annotation, biological process: translation. Gene Ontology annotation, cellular component: ribosome; mitochondrial small ribosomal subunit. Gene Ontology annotation, molecular function: structural constituent of ribosome. The transcript is spliced from 3 exons. NCBI's taxonomy places the organism in Eukaryota, Metazoa, Arthropoda, Insecta, Hymenoptera, Formicidae. The record is from RefSeq and is a predicted model, not a curated record.
AAAUAGACGGAGAACCAACCUAAUUUGUCUUUUUCUAUAGUUCUGGGUUCGAUUUUUUAUGGGAUAGCAUACUCACUUAAGUACAUUAUAGAGUUCUAGACGAUGAGCCAAAACAUCUGAUUUGAUAAACAUGGCAAUGUUGAAAGGAUAUGUUUCGGCUAUUUGCAAUAUUUUACCAACAAAUAUAAAUUUAUUGGGAUAUAACCAAGUGCGAAACUUUAUUGGUCACAGACAGUUGCGUGACAGAAAGCGUAGAAGAUAUGCAGAGCAAUAUGCUGAAGAGCGAUUGAGAUUGGUUGCCUUAAAGCGAAAUAAUAUCUUACCACUAGAUAUAAUAAAACUUGCUGGAAAACAAAUAGAUAAAACAAUUCCCAGACAAACUGCUCUGAGACAAUUGACGCCAAGGUGCGUGGUAACUGGUCGAGCUUAUGGUACAGUGCAUCGAUGGAGAAUAUCGCGAUUCAUCUUUCGCUAUUUAGUUGAUCAUAAUAAAAUGGCUGGAGUACAACGUGCCAUUUGGUAAAUCAGUAUACAUCAAGUUAUUAUACUUUUCAAGCUAUUAUACAUUAUAUUUGAAUAUUAAUAUAGCUUAUAUAUAAUACAUAAAUAG